AUGUCCUUCUUUGGAUUCGACGCCACGCUCCCGGAGAACCGUCCGGCAGCGUCUGCGCAGAGGGGCAUUUUUGAGGCCCCAGACCCGUUUGCGGAGGUUGCUCGCGCUACAGCGGACAGGUCGGGCUAUAACGAUGACGAUGCAAUUGACUUUGAAGAUACCUACGACGGGCUUGGAGACCAGCUCGACGAGGCGAAUGACGAUUUCAACGACGACACGUUUGGCGAUGCUGCGGGAGAGCAGAGUCAGCCGGUGGGCAAGGACUUUGAUUUCUUUGGAAACACUGCUCAGAUGACGAACGUCUUGGGCGAGGAACAGGUGCUGUAUAACCUGCAGCACGGCUCAUCCGACACCGCCGCUCGACCAGUCCUGCCUACGCUUCCCAAACGAACCGGAUACGAGAAGUAUCAGGAUCCCGGGUACAUUCCUGAGAUCCAGGCAAAGUCGAGCGUAUGGGGAACUACAGCUACGCAGAAAGCAAAGGCGGCACCCGAGCCAGCUCAAAAAGAGCAGCCAGCUCCUGCGCCUGCUGAACCGCCGAGGAAGAUGCUUAGCUUGGAAGAGGUGGAGGCCCAGAUGCGGAUGCAAGCUAUGAGACCACCACCGCAACAGCAGCAGCAGCAGCAGGAGCAGAGCCAACCGCCGCCCCAGCACUUUCCGGGUGCCAUGCUCCCUACAGGCAUGCCACCGAUGCCAUUUCCCCAUCAACAUCAACCCCCGCACCAUCUAGAUGGACAUGGACAUCUCCCCGCUGAAGAAUUCCCUGUGGCAGCUCAUGGGGAUAUGCCUGCAGCAAUGAACCCAAAGAUAAUGGAGCUGCCGGAAGAACAGAGGAAUGCAAUUCUAAUGGAAGACGCAAAACGUGCGAAGAGGAACCACAAGAUAUUCCUCCUUUCAAAGGGGAAUGGUUUGAUGACGCCUCAGGAUAAGAACUUUAUUACUCGAAUACAGCUACAGCAACUGGUGACGGCCACAGGUAACACCGGUGACGCAAACCCAGAAUCUCUUCUCACCGAAGAUUUCUAUUACCAGGUAUACAGCCAAAUCCGCGGUGCUCCCCGUCAACAUCCUCGACAACCCCUCGGCCACUUUGCACAGACAUACCUAUCUCAGACUGGUGGACGUUCCGGUGGUAAUAUGAACAGAAAAUCCCAUUACAGCGGUGACAACCAUAUGCAACGCAUGCAGCAGCAAGUACAGAGGGCCGUGGAAGCAGCUAAACUAAAACCCAAGAACAAACAACUCAUCCUUGAAGGAAGUCUGGGGAAGAUAUCAUUUAGUAAUGCCAAGACCCCCAAGCCGUUGCUCAACAUCAAGCGUCCGGAGAGCUCUGACGGCCAGCGGCCAUCAACCGCAAAGAAAACGCAGCUCAGCCCGAGUGACCGCAAGUCAAUUCUCCAGAACAUCGAGAGUGUGUAUACCAUAUUGAUGAAGAUGGAGAACCUUGAGCGCCUCAUGCCACCACCCCCUAACCCGGAAGAGGACGAUGAAGAAGCCGUGGAACGACAAAUGGAAUGGAAGCGAAAGAUACAGUCGCUAAAAGAGAUAUUAUGGGAAAACACCAAGGUUUUGGAGCCAAUAGACUCAGUAGCAGCUACCAUCCACCCAUUCGUUGCAUUCUUGUCGUAUCCAAAGGGCAAGAAAGCCGUCCCCCGAAUCUUCCACCAAAUCGACCAGGAGCAGCGCAUCACGAUGCUAACCAUGAUCAUCUACCACUUGGAUACCCUAGACGUCGUAUCCAGAGCCCAACUUCAACCAGGCGAAUCCCAACCACCUGGACCCGUGCGUGAAGAGAUCGAUUUAUUCCACCAGGCUGUAAUGCCUAGCUUACUAGGAUAUGUGACCGAAGCUCCGAUCCACAUCGUCAUCGGCCUGCUCGGAUUGGUUAUUGAUAAAACGCACGUCCACACCGUGGCGAGGACGAAAAUUGGCCUUGGAAUUUUGACCAUGUUGUUGAGUCGCGCAGAGCUGGUCAAGGAAGCCGGUUCCGUCCCAGAGCAGGAAUUGAUGCAGUGGACUAAGGUUUAUAACCGAUUGUUUGACAGCCUGGAGCCUACUCUUGCCUACAUCUUCCCUGGCACGAUCAAUAGCGGUGAUGACAUGUAUGUUUGGCAAUUCCUUGCUGCUAUGGGUAUUGGUGCAAGCCCAGAGCAGCAGCAGCGGUUGGUCAUUGCUGUCAAGGAUCGAGUCAUGGAAACCGUCGCUCAAAGCAAAACGCUACCAGCAGACAUGGCGAGCCAGCGUUUGGGCAACGUCAACCUGUUCAUGCGUGCUAUUGGGCUUGACGUUGAACUCCUAGGAUAA
Molecule: messenger RNA, 2304 nt
Organism: Arthroderma uncinatum
Lineage: Eukaryota; Fungi; Ascomycota; Eurotiomycetes; Onygenales; Arthrodermataceae
Product: topoisomerase II
Exons: 4
Coding region: 1-2304 (767 amino acids)
Biological process (GO): P-body assembly; deadenylation-dependent decapping of nuclear-transcribed mRNA
Cellular component (GO): P-body
Molecular function (GO): RNA binding
Source: RefSeq, a predicted model, not a curated record